AUGGAAUUUUCACCUUCCCGUCGAAUCACCGUCUCGUCAGGUCCGUUUGUUUGCACUGAUCCCGGCUGUCAUAAAUCCUUUCUACGCAAAGAGCAUCUUAAUCGCCAUUUGGUCAUACAUACAAACUCGCGCCGGCAUAAAUGCUUCAUCUGUGGCCGAAGCUUCGCCAGGAGUGAUAUUUUGAACCGACAUGUGCUUCAGCAUAAUUUACCUCCAGACGGCGCAAAAAGAACACCAUUGGCAUGCCAAACCUGUCGCCGUCGUAAAACAAAAUGCGAUUCCAACUACCCCUGUUCUACAUGUGCCAAUAGCGGGGAGCCGUGCGUGCGUGAACCGUCUAGCAUGCAGGCAUUGAUCCCUAAAUGUUCCCUAGAGGAGGAAGAGAGGCCAAUAGAAGCUACAGAGGAAGUAGACCUCGAGGGGGCUGGAAACCCGAUUAUACCAAAUGCUGAGGAUACCUCUCCUAUACGACUGGAUUGGAAUCCCCCGACAGACCGAAGCGCCAGCAAUAGCGUUACCAAUACUCGCCCCGUCUCAAGGAAUUUCAGCCCAGAUCAGGGACCCCCAACCGACCCAUUAAUGGGUAUAAAUUCCGAGCCCAACACAGCCACAUCCACGAAGAAUAAAACCCCUCCUUUAUACUACGGCGAGCCACCUGACAUUAUGAGUCUUCCAUUUGACGCACUAGUGCGGCAAUCUUCGGAAACGAGAGAUCGCUUCGGUACAGACCAAUCAUCAUCUGAAAUACACAUGAGCGAUAUACCAACCUUUACCCCCAGCCUGAGUUUUUCAACUACCUCAAUACUUAGGAUGGCAGGCCCUGAGAUAUCCACCCCAGCAUCAUCCAGCGUGUGGUUGCAGCUGCACGAGGCCAUUACAAGCCAAGUCCAGUUCGUUACUGCACAGAUCAAAUCCAUUGAAUUUGAGCAUUUCCACCAGGCGUGGCCCUUUUUACACGUUGCCACUUUUUCACCCGAAAAGCAGACUAAUCUGUUGACGAGUGCAUUGGCCAAUGUAUGCAUGUGGAUGCAAAACGCCAACCGUCACCAUCUGAUUCCGUACGCAAUCAAUCAGGACCUAACACGGGCACUAAUGCCUAAGAUAGCACCUGCAUCUACUUUGAACUGGGCAGCACAGUGGACCGACAUUGGAAUCUUCACUUUGCGACGACUUGGUGUCUUGGAUGAUCGGUGGCAGCCGGAAGAACACCUGCAGUCCGCUGAUGAUCGAUGGGUCCAAACUGAGGAGAUGAAACGGCUGGCAUACGUGAUUUUACGCAUCGAUACCUAUUUGUGCAUUAUCCUUGAUCGGCCCCCUACCAUGCGAUACCAAGAGUUCGGACCACCAUUGCCCGUGUCAGAGGGACUAUGGCGAGCAGAGACUAGGGCGGAUAGAACAAACUUCCACUGGUAUGAACCGGCGGGGCGAACCAAAAGUGCAUUUUCCACGAUGGUUCGUGACGGACUGGAGUCGAGUGGAUUCAUGACUGGAUAUCUUCGAAUGCCUCAUCUGUCCCUCGAGGAUAAUCACUUCAGUCUCUGUGCGUUCUUGUCGGAGCUAUGGGGGGUUUCGAAAGAGGCCCACGCGGAGCACCAUCGAAACUACCGCUCACCCGAAUUGAACCGCACCGCAGACCGAGUCAAGCUUUGGAAAGGCUAUCUCCAGGACUGGCGAGUCCACAUUGAAAAGACCGACAAGCUGGAAGAGACGUUCUUUGGAGAGUGUUUAAGCGACUACAGCCAUUUCCUCGGUCUCGACCUUACCCUAUACCAUCUUCUUUGCCUCAAGCUCCAUGCCAAUCUCCGAUUGCUCGAACACAAGAAAUGCUGCUCGGGCUGCCAGGAAGCCACCAUCGAAAAUGUCAUUAGUCUCUGGGCCCGAUCCCCCGACGGUCGCCAGGCGGUCUACCACGCCGCUCAGUUGAAACGUAUCUACGAGCGCGAGAGCAAUCUUUACAAACUCAACGACCAACGUCUGUGCAACGUGCUAGGGCCUGCCGGCUUGUUGGCCAGUGCCACUGUUCUCUGCACCUACAGUGCCAAGGCGCCCGGGGUUAACACGCCUGAGGGGGACAUCGUUAUGAGAGCGCCGGCUGAUGCAAUCGAGCUGGGUCAGUCGAACCUGGUGGGCUCGCCUGAGUUCAAGAAUUGGAUCUCUCAGGGUGGCCCUGCGACCGUGGACGGGGUCUCCUUGCAUCCGUUCUCAGUUCCCCGCUUCUCAUCCUGGUACCGCGAUCGGUUAGAAAGCUGUCCUGUCUACUCGUCGCGGUUGGUCAGCUUCCUCCUCACAUUGAAAUUCUGA
Penicillium egyptiacum is the source of this 2301-nucleotide messenger RNA. The record is from the annotation of a GenBank genome assembly. Lineage: Eukaryota; Fungi; Ascomycota; Eurotiomycetes; Eurotiales; Aspergillaceae.